AUCGAUGUCGUUGUAACCACUGUUUAUAGUUGUCACCAGUUGUCACUCUUGAAGAGAUGUAACACAAUCAUUUUUCGAAAAUAAAUUUAAUAUUCGGAUGAAAUUCUUUCGAUAAAAUGGCAGAAGAUAAUGUACUUUUUGUCCGCGGAGACCGAAAUGUUACGAGUACAGAUAACGAAGAUGUUUGGGACGACAGUGCGUUAAUAAAAGCAUACGACAAAGCAGUGAAUUUGGCGAAGGACGAAGUUGCAAAGCAAAUGGGCAUGGAAAUUCAAAAUUUUCAAUCCAAACAAAAGUCACAGAAUUUUAAACAAUCUAGAGAUACAAAUAAACCAUACAAGAAGUGGAUUGCUGGGGCACCCUGUCGUGCAGUAUAUUUUGAGGAUGGAAAACUUUAUGAAGCUGUAAUAUCAAAAGUCUUUGAAAAUGCUGGGACUUGUAUCGUGAAAUUUAUAGGAUAUGGUAAUACACAAAAGGUAGAAUUAAACUCUCUUUUAGAGUCUAAAGGUUUGCUAAGUCAGAUAGCUCAGCAAAACGAUGUUUUGAGGGAACAAGGAUUUAAUGGAGAAAACACAGAAACAGAUGAGACAAAUUUUUCUGCACAUGCAAACUCAAAGAAAUGUAAUAGAGAAAAGAUGGAUUAUGAAUCAGAAGAAAUAAAACUAAAUAAGCAUUAUACCAUGCCUGAAACAUCUUUUAAUUCAAUGACAGAUAUGAUGCCACCUGCCCCUCCCUUACCACCUCAAUUGAUGGCUAAGCUUCCAGAUAAUGAUGCAGAUGCACUUUCGAGUAUGUUAAUGUCAUGGUACAUCAGUGGUUUUCACACAGGCUAUUAUCAUGGUUUGAAACAAGCAAGAAGUAAUCAGGAGAAAAGGAAAACUUCUUAAUUGUAUAAACGUUUUUUACUCAAAUAUAAUUUUUUAUAAAAAAUCACAUCAUUAGAAUUAGAAACGAUCGUUGUGUUCAUUUAUUUGUUAAUUGUAAGUCCUUGAAUAAAUUUGAACAAUUUUCAA
This is a messenger RNA of Hylaeus volcanicus, 1013 nucleotides long. It is a transcript of the gene Smn, whose product is annotated as survival motor neuron protein. Gene Ontology annotation, biological process: mRNA processing. Gene Ontology annotation, molecular function: RNA binding. The record is from RefSeq and is a predicted model, not a curated record. Gene Ontology annotation, cellular component: cytoplasm; nucleus. Lineage: Eukaryota; Metazoa; Arthropoda; Insecta; Hymenoptera; Colletidae. Bases 117 to 887 code for a protein of 256 amino acids. The transcript has 5 exons.